UCCGUCUGCACAACUGAGGAAGGUUGGACAUUUCAAGUAAAGAAGAACCUAUGAAAAGACUUGGGGAUAACUGUCUAUCUUUAUUUGACACUUCACCGUCUUAAAAUGUAAUUGUCGAUAUUUUUUGAUAGAUGAUGUUUUUAUAUGUGAGCAAUGUAUCACACAUUUCAAUUAAUGUAUUUCUGUAAUUGUAUUCUUCCUUUAUGCAAUCCAUUUAAAUGUUAUUUUAUGACCUCUUGCUUUGGCCAGCAACAUGAUGAAGAAAGCCAGCAUCCUUCUCCUCUCUGCUUUCCUCACUGCGGCCUUUACAUGUACUCCUCCAACAGCUGAGCAAAAGAGUGAUGAAGGGAACAUGGGAGCUUGUAAAAGUCUUGGUACCCGCUGUUUCAAGUUUGUCUCCACAGCAAGAGCUUGGGCCGAAUCUGAGCGUCACUGUGUGGCGAUGGGAGGGAACCUGGCCUCUGUGCACAGCAUAGAUGAGUACAGCUUCAUCCAGGAUCUGAUCCGCGAACACACUGAUGGCACUCCUCGUACUUGGAUCGGAGGAUAUGAUGCUGUUCAGGAGGGUCUGUGGUUUUGGAGUGAUGGGUCCAGGUUUGACUACACUAACUGGUAUCCUGGUGAGCCUAAUAAUAGUGGAAGCGAGCAUUGUAUCGAAAUGAAUUUUGGAGGUACAGUCACCAAUAUUCACUGAAAUAUUUCUGCUGCAAUGAAAAUCUUAAAUCCCUUAUAAUAUAAUUUCCACACAGAAUAAUAGUAUACCCUGAUCUACCUAUUCAAAUAAUAUUUCUGCUGCAAUGAAAAUCUUGAAUCCCUUGAAAUGAAUUAUAUAUACAGUACAUAAUUAUAUAUAUAUUACAAAAUUCAAGUCAUAAUCAUGGUAUGGUAAUUAUGGUAUCACCACCUUGUUUGUUCUUGUCAGAUCAUAGUGUAGUUGAAUGUCAGUUUUUCAUUGCAUUACUGUACCACAUUGCCAACUGCAGC
Clupea harengus (Atlantic herring) is the source of this 984-nucleotide messenger RNA. Its product is annotated as ladderlectin-like. The record is from RefSeq and is a predicted model, not a curated record. NCBI's taxonomy places the organism in Eukaryota, Metazoa, Chordata, Actinopteri, Clupeiformes, Clupeidae.